Knipowitschia caucasica is the source of this 7065-nucleotide messenger RNA. The record is from the annotation of a GenBank genome assembly. NCBI's taxonomy places the organism in Eukaryota, Metazoa, Chordata, Actinopteri, Gobiiformes, Gobiidae.
AUGGAGGUCACAGCCACAGAUGAAGACCGCGGCUCGUUUGGUGCCAUCACCUACACUAUGGGCUCACCAGGAGGGGGCGCUGUUCUCACUCAGUUCACCAUCCACAAGGAGACAGGGCAGAUCUGCACCAGCACCACUCUGGACCGGGACGACGGCCUGGAGAAGUUUGAUCUGACCGUCACAGCAACUGAUGGAGGUGGCCUCAGCUCUGUCGCCAGCGUGAGGGUGACAGUAGUGGACAUCAACGACAACCGGCCCACCUUCUACCCCGUCCUGUACACGGUCAGCCUGAGUACUCACAGCGCACCAGGAACAUCUGUCGUCAAGGUAACCGCCAAUGACCCUGACUCUGGUCCCAACGGGAGGGUGACGUACAAGACCGCACCCGGAGGGAGCUCUGCGUUCUUCACACUCAACAAAGACACAGGUGUGAUCUCGCUGUCCCGCUCGCUCCACGGUAAAGCCAACACGGUCAUCUCCAUGGUGAUCUCGGCAGAAGAUGGCGGAGGUCUGAAGGCGCCCGUCGAUGCCAAAGUGAACAUCAGUAUUGUCGGUGGCUCAGUGGCGUCCCCUGUGUUUGAACAGCUGCAUUACUUCUUCACUGUCCCAGAGGACGUGCUGAGGGGCACCGCAGUGGGGGUGGUCCGCGCUGCUACAAGGACAGGCAUUUCCAAGGACAUCUUGUACUCCAUCUCCUCUGGUGAUCCCGACGACUACUUCACCGUGGACAGCUCUUCCGGUGCCAUCCGCACUGCUCUGCCUUUGGACCAUGAAAUCUGCUCCAGUCUUGAGUUGGAGAUCCAGGCACGCUUUGGCUCGCCUCCCGCCUAUGGGACCACCAGAGUCCGCAUCACCAUCUCCGACGUCAAUGACAACGCCCCAGUCUUCUACCCUUCAUCUUCAGAAUCCUUACUCCAACCUGAGAUCACCAAAAUGGGGUCUGUCAUCUACCGCAUACAAGCUUCAGACAAGGAUUCGGGUCACAAUGGACAGCUCAGUUUUGAUUUGGUUUCUGCUGGAGCUGCGGGAAGUACCGGCCAGCGGACAUUUGGCGUGGACCGCGGCAGUGGCGAGGUGCGGCUAAUUGGAAGUCUAUCCUACGAAACGGUCCCUCGCUAUGACCUUCAAAUCGUGGCCAAAGACGGAGGCGCACCGCAACUAAGCUCUACCUUUACCCUCGUUGUUCACAUACAAGCUCAAGACGAGCAGGGCCCACACUUUGACACUUUGACUUACCGAGUUGAAUUGAGAGAAAAUAGUCCCCUUAACACCCGCUUCUUACAAGUUAGAGCAUUGAACAGAGAAUCUUCUGGAAAUGGGGGCACCUCUGCUUCCCCUGUAUCCUAUCGCCUUAGACCGGAUGGCGACGCAGCGGGAUUUGGGAUCAUGCCUGAUAGCGGGUGGCUUUUUGUUCGCAGUUCUUUGGAUCGCGAAAUUAAAGAUAUGUAUCUACUCACUGUCCUAGCCACUUCAGGACAAGGAGGAGUGGGGCGGACCGGUAGUGCCACUGUCAGGGUAACGGUGACCGAUGAGAACGAUAACUCACCACGACUAAGCCAAGAGAGAGUGUUCCUCGCUGUCGGGGAGAAUCUUAUGGCCGGGACAGGAUUUGGAAGAGUGUCGGCGACUGAUAGGGACGCAGGGCUGAAUUCUCGGCUUAGUUACAGACUGCUUCAUCCGGAUAAGCACUUUCAGAUCAAUGCACAAACAGGUGAGAUAAGUACUCGGUUGGCGUUGGACCGGGAGCAGCAGUCAAGUUAUCAGCUGGUUGUAGUGGUCCUAGAUGGUGGCACGCCCCCUCGCAGCGCCACAGGAACUGCCCAUGUCACUGUCCUGGAUGAAAAUGACCAUACACCACUGUUUACGCACGUGAGGCCAGACAGGGAGCUGUUGGUUCAGGUCAAUGAGGGGCUUCCAUCUGGAUCCGUUAUAACAACACUAACAGCCAAAGACCCAGAUGAGGGAGAAAACGGCACAAUUUUCUACUCUUUAUCAGGCCCCAGAGCAGAGCGUUUCUCCCUAAACCCAAACAGCGGUGAGCUCCGGACCUCUUCUCCUCUUCGAUUUGCCGAGCGCUCUGAGUACUCUUUCACUGUGACGGCUGCAGACCACGGGACACCAGGCCUCAGUUCCACCUGUCAGAUACACAUACAGGUCCUCAGUUCUUCCAAGUCCAACUCCAAACCAAACGUCCUGUCCAUGAUGCUGAACAUCGUGGAGGGCGCCACACCGGGCUCAGUGAUUGGCUCGGUGCGAUCGCGGGAGAGCUCGGGGGACGGUCAGGUGACUUAUCUGGUGGUGGGUGGCACUGACCGUGACGGGACGUUCAUGGUGGACCGACUCAAGGGGGACGUGUAUCUGGUGAGGGAGCUGGACUACGAGAAGGGCUCUCGGUACACGCUGCAGGUGGAAGUGUCGGAUUUCUCCCACGCCUAUCCCAGCAGCCACACGGUGCAGCUAGACAUCUACGUUCAAGACAACAACGACCACGCCCCUCACUUCACACAAGACCCCAUCUCUAUCGUGGUCCAAGAAAACACAGAGCCGGGGGCCUUUGUGCACACGUUUCAAGCCAUAGACCAGGAUGGCAGUGGUCCCAACAGUGAGCUGCGUUACUCCAUCGAGCACCAGUGGCCGGACUCCCCAGAGCUCCUGAGUCUGGACCCGGUCUCUGGAGUCCUCACGCUGGGGAAGAGACUGGACCGUGAGACCACUCCCUCUCUGUACCUGGUGGUGCGUGCCACAGACCAGGCCGUGGACGCGUCACAGCGGCGGUGGGGCUCAGUCACCGCCAGGAUCUUUGUCCGGGACGAGAACGACAACGCCCCGGUCUUCAGCUCUCCGUCUGCGGUCAGCGUCAUGGAGGACCAGCCUGUGGGUUUCGUGAUCCUGUACGUGAUGGCUCGAGAUGACGACGAAGGCGAAAACGGCCGCGUCUCCUACCGCAUCCAGUCUGGAAACAACGCCGGCCGCUUCAGCCUCAACCCCAACACCGGAUCUCUGUCCAUACUCAAAGCCUUGGACCGCGAGGAGCAUGAAGUGUACAAUCUGACCAUCGUUGCAGAGGAUCAUGGGAUACCACAGCUGUCUAAGUCUCAAGUGCUGAGCGUCCAAGUGAUCGACGUGAACGAUGAGGCUCCUGUGUUCCAGAGGGCGGAGUUUGAGGCCGUCGUCAUGGAGAACAAAGGACCAGGGACCACCGUGCUGACCGUCACUGCCACAGACCGCGACCAAGGCUCUAAUGGUCAUGUGAUGUACGGAGGGGUGACUGAGGAGGGCUUCCUGAUUAACCCGGUGACUGGAGCCAUCACCACCACCAGAGAGCUGGACCGGGAGCUGCAUGACCACUACACUCUCACAGUUUAUGCCAGAGAUGGGGGGACGCCGUCAAACUUUGCCAAAGCGGUGGUGCGUGUGGAGGUGGAGGAUGUGAAUGACAAUGCUCCGGUGUUUGCAAAGCUGUGGUACGGUCUGGAAGUGCCCGAGAACCAGCCUCCUGUGGAACUGUGUGUACUCAGAGCCUCGGACCCUGACCUGGGCCCAAAUGGAGAAUUGGACUACAGGAUCACCGGUGGAGAUCCAGAUGGAGAUUUCCUGCUCCACGCCAGCACAGGAGCUCUGUCCACUUCUCGAGCCUUGGACAGAGAGACAGCUGCGGAGUACAACCUGGAGGUGGUGGCGACGGACAAGGGCAGCCCGGCUCAGAGCACCACGGUCACGGUCAGCGUUCGAGUGCUGGACGUCAACGAUAACAGCCCUGUGUUCGCACGGAGCAGCUACGCGGUGGAAGUGUCUGAGGACGCGGCGGUCGGGACACCGGUUCUGGAGGUCAAAGCUACAGAUAAGGACGAAGCAUUUAAUGGAAAGGUCUUGUACUUCCUGAGCAAAGAAGCCCAUGGUGCCUUCACUAUCGAUGAAAACACUGGACAUAUCAUCACAUCUGCCCCUUUGGACAGAGAGAGAGUGGCCACGUACACUUUCCAGGUGCUGGCGGUGGAUCUGUCUCCUGCUGAACCCAGGAACAACUCAGCUCAGGUGAUCGUUACAAUCACAGACGUCAACGACAACGCUCCGUUUUUCCUCCAGGACCCUCUCAUCAUAGAAGUUUCUAGCAAACGCAGCCAGCGCGUUUUAGCCACGAUGAAAGCAGAGGACAAGGAUUUUGGAGCCAACGGGUCUGUGUUUUACCGAUUCGCCACUCCGGUCAAAGGCUUCAGCAUCAACUCUCUGACCGGAGAGAUCCAGGCCACGGAGCCUCUCACCGGCCUCACGCAGGCCCAGCGAACCCUCAUCGUGGAGGCUAUGGACCAGGGCAGUCCAGCUCAGUCUGCUCAAGGCGUGGUGGUCAUCUUUGUGAAGGAGGUGCAGUACAGUGGGAUUAAAUUCUCACGAAAUGCCAGAGAUGUCAACAUACAAGAAAAUGCUGCUAAAGGCACUGCAGUGUUCCAGGCUGUGGCUCAACACCCAGAUGGAUCCAAUAGAGGCAUCAGCUACAGCCUCUUCAGUGGGAACCGUAAGCAGUCGUUCAUAAUCAGCUCAUCCAGCGGCGAGAUCACAGUGGAGAGCUCUCGAGGCCUGGACUUUGAGGACUCUCCGCGGCUGCGUCUCGUGGUGAAGGCGGAGACUGUGAGCUCCACGACUUUCAUGGCCAUAAACUUGAUCCUGCAGGACGUCAACGACAACCUGCCCCGCUUCCAGCUGCAGAACUACGUGGCCUAUCUGAGGGAGGCCCACGGCUACGAGACGCCUAUUAUACAGGUGGUGGCUGAGGACAUGGACCAGGGCUCUAACGGUCAGGUGACGUACUCCUUCCAAUCGGCGGGUCAAAACGUCGGAUUGUUUAAAAUCGACCCCACGACAGGAACCAUCACCACGGCAGCCAUCAUGGACCGCGAGAUCUUCAACCAGACCAAGUUGGUAGUUACAGCCACUGACAGAGGGUCUCCCCAGCUCGCCGGUUCAGCUACACUAACAGUGAUUAUUCUCGACCAAAAUGACAACAGUCCAACGAUUCCCCUGCCCCAAGAAAUACGCAUUCCAGAAAACACACUGAUUGGCACAGAGAUCACCUUGGUGACAGGGAACGAUGUGGACUCCAGCCCGGCUCUGUCCUACGCUCUCAGACUGGAGCCGGCGGCAAUGGGCCGGUUUGGGAUCCACCGCUUCAGUGGCAGCGUGUCGCUCACGGCUCCUCUGGACUUCGAGGAGAAAACCUGGUACACGCUGACGGUGAGAGCCUCCGACAGCCGCCACGACACCGAGGCCAACGUCACAAUCCUGGUGGAAGACAUCAACGACAACGCACCCACCUUCACCAAUGAUCUCUACCAGGUGACACUGGCUGAGCACACGCCAGCGGGGAGCGCGGUCGUCACGGUAACAGCCAGCGACAGAGACUCGGGGGACAAUGGGCGGAUCAGCUACAGAGUGAUGUCAUCCACGCAGGAGGGCUUCUACAUCGACCCUAAGAACGGGACAUUGUUCAUCAAUCAGCGAGCCGAGUUUGACCCUGAACGUCCCUCCGUCAAUAUUGUUAUUGAAGCUCGCGACGGCGGAUCUCCUUCGCUGUCCUCUCUCACCACAGUCCAAGUCCAAAUCUCUGACGUCAACGAUAAUGCUCCAUUGUUCCACCAGUCUGAAUACAGAGCCACGGUGUCUGAGGACAGCAUCGCGGGAUCCACCAUUUUGACUUUUGAAGCCUUUGACAGUGAUCUCUCUCGGGAGAACUGCGGAUUUGACUUUGCCAUCGCCAACGGGAAUGAUGGCAACGCAUUUCAGAUCGAGAGCAGCGUUAGAUACUUGGAAGGCCGGGGAUUCCAAACAGUCGGGACGCUGCUAUUGGCUGAAGGACUGGAUUUCGAAACAAGGUCGCUGUACAAUCUGACCGUGGUGGUUUCGGAUCGUGGGGUGCCUCAGAGAAGUUCCAGUGUGGCUGCUGUUAUUGCCAUUGGGGAUGUGAACGAUAACCCGCCAGUUUUCAGCAGAGCGGACUACACCGUGGCCCUCAGCGAAGGAGCAGCUGCUGGGACAGAGAUCAUACGGCUGACGGCAACAGAUCCAGACUCCACUCCACAUGCUCAGAUCCAGUACACCAUCAGCUCUGGAGAUGAGGUCAACUUGUUUACUAUGGACCAGUGGACUGGAGCGUUACGACUGCAGCGAACUCUCGAUCGGGAACACCAAUCCACUCACGUCGUCAUUGUUCAGGCGUCAGAUGGACAGGGCCACUUUGCCUUAGCCCCCGUCACUAUCGAAGUCAAAGAUGUGAACGAUAACCACCCAUAUUUCCCUGUGGAAGUCCUCACAGCCAGCAUCAGGGAGAACCAACCAGCCAACUCUGCAGUGACUGUCCUCCAUGCCAUAGACCACGACACCGGUGUAUUCGGCCAUCUUAAGUACUUUAUGAUUGAGCGAGCUAGUGUGGGAAAAGACAGCUUCAUUGUUGACCAGAACACAGGAGAAAUCAGAAGCAAAAUGUCAUUUGAUUUUGAAAAGAUCAACUCAUUCAACUUUAUAGCGUUAGCUGUUGACUCAGGUAACCACUCUGCCACUGUCACCGUCCAGGUCUUUGUGACAGGCGAAGAUGAGUACGAUCCACUUUUUACAACAGCAGAAUUUGCUUUUGAGGUCCCGGAAGGAGCUAAGAAAGGGCAGAGCAUCGGACAGGUUCAGGCUAAUGAUGAAGACGGAGGAGUUGACGGGAUCGUUUUAUACUCGCUACCCAUUAGCUCGCCUUAUUUUGAUGUAAACAAAACCACUGGUGUGAUCUUCCUAAAGUUGGACAGCACUGGCAGCUCGAGUAGCAAUUCUGGAUCAGGUCGAGGAGAAGAAAGAAAGGGCAAGAAGCAGCGAAUAGAAAUGUUGCAUCUGGAACUGCAAUGCAAAAGCUUGACGAGUGCAGUUCUGGUCCGGGGGAAAGACUCUACCAUCAAACAUUGCCAGGGUAUGCAUCUGAUCAAAGUGGGGCAGGAGGUGGUCAAUACCCCAGAGGAGGAUCGCUGGACCCCUCUCAUUCUAGCGGGAGGGGGUCGGCCGAGGCAGCGGAAGAUGAUGAAAUUAGAAUGA